Prinia subflava (tawny-flanked prinia) is the source of this 1724-nucleotide messenger RNA. Its product is annotated as transcription factor CP2-like protein 1. Bases 76 to 1518 code for a protein of 480 amino acids. Gene Ontology annotation, molecular function: DNA-binding transcription activator activity, RNA polymerase II-specific; RNA polymerase II cis-regulatory region sequence-specific DNA binding. The record is from RefSeq and is a predicted model, not a curated record. Gene Ontology annotation, biological process: regulation of transcription by RNA polymerase II. Gene Ontology annotation, cellular component: nucleus. NCBI's taxonomy places the organism in Eukaryota, Metazoa, Chordata, Aves, Passeriformes, Cisticolidae. The transcript is spliced from 15 exons.
UGGGGGUGGGGCCGCCCCCCUGUCCCUCUGCGCUGUCCCCUCCGCUCGCGGGGUGUCCCCCCUGCCGCCCCCACCAUGCUCUUCUGGCACGGCCAGCCCGACCACUGCUGGCCCAGCGCUGGGGACAUGUACCCCGUGCCCGGCCCGGGGCCGCUCAGGGACCCCCCCGUGCUGCCGUACCUGAAGCAGGAGGAGCCCGGCGCCAUCUCCACGUCGCAGCCGCCGCUCCCCGCGUUCCAGUACCUGCUGUGCGCGCCCACCUCCCCGGCCGUGCGGCUCCACGAGGAGACCCUCACCUACCUCAACCAGGGGCAGUCGUACGAGAUCCGCAUGAUGGGAGCGCCCCGGGGGGACCCCGCCGAGGGCCGCAGGGUGGUCAAGAGCGUGGUCCGCGUGGUUUUCCACGACCGGCGCCUGCAGUACUCGGAGCAGCAGCAGCUCGAGGGCUGGCGCUGGAGCCGCCCCGGCGAUCGGAUCCUCGACAUCGACAUCCCGCUCUCCGUGGGGAUCCUGGAGCCCCAAAUCCACCCCACGCUGCUCAACACGGUGGAAUUCCUCUGGGACCCCUCCAGGCGCACCUCCGUGUUCGUGCAGGUUCACUGCAUCAGCACCGAGUUCACGCUGCGGAAGAACGGGGGGGAGAAGGGGGUCCCGUUCCGCAUCCAGAUCGACACCUUCGGGGCGGGGGGCAAGGGGGACCCCCCCGAGCACCUGCACUCCGCCAGCUGCCUCGUCAAGGUGUUCAAGCCCAAGGGCGCCGAUAGGAAGCAGAAGACGGACCGGGAGAAGGUGGAGAAGCAGCCGGCGGCGGAGCGGGAGAAGUUCCAGCCGGCCUACGAGAGCACCGUGCUGGCCGAGUGCCCCCCGUGGCCGGACGCGCUGGGUGCCCCCCACAGCCCCCCGGGCACCCCGGGGCUGCCGUCCCCGCACCCCUUCAAGCUGCUGAGCCCCGAGAGGGUGUGCGCGUCCCCCGCCUGCGCCUCCGAGGGCCCCGCGGAGAGUCCCGGCGAGCCCCCCCAGGCGCUGAGCCCCUGCGCAUCGCCCCUGGAGACGCAGCAGUGGCUGCUCCGGCGCCGCUUCUCCACCUGCGCCCGCGUCUUCGCCAACUUCAGCGGCGCCGAUCUGCUGAAGCUCUCCCGCAGGGACCUGAUCCAGAUCUGCGGAGCCCCCGACGGGAUCCGCCUGUGCCACGCCCUGGCGGGCAGGUGCCCGCGGCCCCGGCUGACCCUGUACGUGGCACGGGAGCCCGGAGGGGCUGAGGGUGCGGAGGAUGCGGGAUCAGGGCUGUACCAGGAGCUGCACCUGCAGCUCCUCACCGCGGCCGAGCUCUCCGCGAAGCUGGCGGAGCUGCUGGGGCUGCCCCCGGGGCAGAUCCUGCGGCUCUCCCGGCAGGGACCCGCCGGCAUCCACGUCCUCGUCAGCGACGCGAUGAUCAGGAACCUCCAGGACGAGACGAGUUUCGUGGUGGCGAUCGGCAAAGCCCCCGGCCCCGACGGUUUCCAGCUGCUGCUGCGGUAGGAGCGGCCCCGGAGCUGCGAGGGGAGAUCUCCGCUGGAACCGGGGCCGUGCGGGGACGGGGAGAGGAGCCCGAGGCCGGCGCAGUCCCGGAGCUCUCCCUGCGCCCCUGCCGGGCCCCCCCGAGGGGAUGGGACCCGUCCCGUCCCCGCAGCCGCCGCGGGUCCCUCCCCGUGUCCCCGCUCUGCAUUAAAGGACCCGGGAGCGGC